Messenger RNA from Closterium sp. Naga37s-1, 570 nucleotides. The record is from the annotation of a GenBank genome assembly. NCBI's taxonomy places the organism in Eukaryota, Viridiplantae, Streptophyta, Zygnematophyceae, Desmidiales, Closteriaceae.
AUGGCCAUUGGUGAUUCAUCUGCUGCAGCCACACGCGCUGCUGAACCGCCCGCUGUUGGUCUGCCUGCUGCGCCAUGCCCUGCUGCGCCAUGCCCUGCUGCGCCAUGCCCUGCUGCGCCAUGCCCUGCUGCGCCAUGCCCUGCUGCGCCAUGCCCUGCUGUCCCCCCUGCUGCUGCCCUGCCUGCCACAUCCAAUCUGCCUGCUGCUGCCAUGCCUGCUGCUGCCCAGCAUGCUGCUGCCCCGCUUCCUGCUGCCCUGCUGGCUGCUGUCCUGGCUGCUGUCCUGUCUGCUGACCUGUCUGCUGCCCUGCCUGCUGCCCUGCCUGCUGCCCUGCCUAUUGCCCUGCCUGCUGCCCUGCCUGCUGCCCUGCCUGCUGCCCCGCCUGCUGCCCAUGCUGCUGCCCUGUCUGCUGCUGCCCCGCCUGCUGCCCCUGCCGCUGCCCACGUAUCUGUUGCUGCCGUCUCUGUUGUUGACCUCUUUGCUUUUGCCGUCUUUGCGGCUCUCCUUCCCCUUGAGUUUCACGUCGCCGGAUUCUUUGAGACGGGCCACCAGACAUACUUCUCUCAGUAG